Messenger RNA from Schistocerca piceifrons (Central American locust), 5989 nucleotides. It is a transcript of the gene Pkc98E, whose product is annotated as calcium-independent protein kinase C. Lineage: Eukaryota; Metazoa; Arthropoda; Insecta; Orthoptera; Acrididae. Gene Ontology annotation, biological process: protein phosphorylation. The transcript is spliced from 14 exons. Bases 408 to 2612 code for a protein of 734 amino acids. Gene Ontology annotation, molecular function: ATP binding; diacylglycerol-dependent serine/threonine kinase activity. The record is from RefSeq and is a predicted model, not a curated record.
GCUGGACAGCAGCACAGUAUUCACGCUACCGUAUUUUAGACUCGUACGUGUAGCUUAAAGUAGAAAAAAUCGUUUUAAUUAUGUAAAGCAAUUAUUUAAAUACCUUUCUUUUCGGUUUAUAAACGUGAAAAAUGUUGACUUUCGGCCGUACUUCGAGGAUAAACUGUACAUCACCAAUCUGCCAAAUGUCGCCAUGUUAGUCGUGACGUAUCGAAAGGCAUUGUGGGCUUGCUAAUUAGAGUGCAGUGAAUUUUUAUCAAAAUCGACCUUCAUGGCUGUCAAGAAAGCCUUGUUUUUGGAAGAAAUUUUAAGAGUUUUCCUAUGCGGUUGACGUACGAUUUUGUUACGUGAGUGGGGAGUUGGGUUUGCUGAAGAGUAUUGUGUGAGUUGUGGGUCAGACGACGCCAAUGUUCACUGGAACCGUAAGGGUACAAAUAUGCGAGGCUUGCGGGUUGAGACCUACCGAUUUUCAAAAGCGGCAUAAUAUGACGUUUGGGAAACCAGAUGAUCAGCCAACAAUAGAUCCUUAUGUGUCGAUAGAUGUGGAUGAAAGCCAUUUGAGUCGCUCGACAACGAAAUGCAAGACUUUCGAUCCGGUGUGGAACGAAUGGUUCGAGCACGACGUGCAGGGCGCCGUCAGCCUAGGGCUGACGGUUUUCCACGAUGCUGCAAUCCCACCGGACGAUUUUGUGGCAAAUUGCAGUAUUCCUUUUGAAGAACUGCUUCAGAGGAAUCGAGAUUCAACAGACUUCUGGGUGGACUUGGAACCUCAAGGACGACUGCAUAUUAAAGUUGAUUUGAAAUGGAAGACUCAAACAGAAAAGCCUCGGGAGUUCAAAGAACGACAAGGCUUCAAUCGCCGACGUGGUGCAAUGCGCAGACGUGUCCAUCAAGUAAAUGGACACAAAUUUAUGGCAACUUUUCUUCGGCAGCCCACUUUCUGUUCACACUGUCGGGAUUUUAUAUGGGGCAUAGGAAAGCAAGGCUAUCAGUGUCAAGUGUGCACCUGUGUUGUACACAAACGUUGUCAUAAGUCAGUUGUCACAAAGUGUCCUGGUAUGCGAGAUCCCAAUCCCUAUGAGACAACAGGAACGCAAGGACAACGCUUCAGUGUGAACAUCCCUCACAGAUUUAUGGUACACAACUACAAGCGAUUCACAUUCUGUGAUCAUUGUGGUUCCCUCCUCUAUGGCCUUAUUCGGCAAGGCUUGCAGUGUGAAGUAUGCAACAUGAACAUUCAUAAAAGGUGUCAAAAGAAUGUUGCGAACAACUGUGGCAUCGACACAAAACAAAUGGCAGAAAUUUUGGCUGCCAUGGGCAUCACUACUGACAAGCUGACACCUCCAAGGCCAAAGACUGGUAGUUCAUGCAACAUGAGUAUGAGUUCAACAUCUGAGAAGAGCCUGUCUACAACUAACACAACCACAGCAAGCUCCAGGAGUGAUGAUGAUGCAUACAGCAGUGGAGGAGGCAGCAACCAGCAACAAGAGGAAUCAGAAGACAAAAAAGAUGGAGACUUAGGUGAUCAAGCUACUGACAGUUCUGGAGGCAAUGAGUCAACACGAAGUGGUCCACGAAAAUUAGGACUGGAUGAUUUUCACUUUAUAAAAGUGCUUGGAAAAGGUAGCUUUGGUAAAGUGAUGCUGGCAGAGAGAAAGGGCUGUCCUGAUGAAGUGUAUGCUGUCAAGGUGCUCAAGAAAGACGUCAUCAUUCAGGAUGAUGAUGUUGAUUGUACAAUGACUGAAAAACGUAUCCUAGCUCUUGCAGCAAAACAUCCAUUUCUCACUGCUCUGCACUCCUGUUUUCAGACUAAGGAUCGACUGUUCUUUGUGAUGGAGUAUGUUAAUGGUGGAGAUCUGAUGUUCCAAAUUCAGCGGGCCCGAAAAUUCGAUGAACCACGUGCGCGAUUUUAUGCAGCUGAGGUUACACUGGCUCUACAGUUUCUACAUGAAAAUGGUGUUGUCUACAGGGAUCUGAAGUUAGACAACAUCCUUCUUGACCAUGAAGGUCAUUGCAAGCUUGCUGAUUUUGGAAUGUGCAAAGAAAAUAUUAAAGAUGGUGCAACCACAACAACAUUUUGUGGGACACCAGAUUAUAUAGCUCCAGAGAUUCUGCAAGAACUUGAUUAUGGACCCAGUGUGGACUGGUGGGCUCUUGGUGUUUUGAUGUAUGAAAUGAUGGCGGGGCAGCCACCAUUUGAAGCAGAUAAUGAAGAUGAUCUUUUUGAGUCAAUUCUGCAUGAUGAUGUUUUAUAUCCCGUGUGGCUCAGCAAAGAAGCAGUUUCGAUAUUAAAGGGAUUCAUGACCAAGAAUCCUGCCAAACGGUUGGGGUGUGUGGUUGCGCAAGGCACAGAAGCUGCUAUUCGCGUUCAUCCCUUUUUCCGUGACAUGGACUGGGAAGCACUUGAAGCACGGAGAGUGAAGCCACCCUUUAAACCAAAGAUAAAAAGCAAAAAGGAUGCACUCAACUUUGAUGCUGAGUUCACGAAGGAGGAGCCUGUCUUAACUCCAGUAAACCCUGAUGUACUACGUGCCAUUAACCAAGAUGAAUUCCACGGCUUCUCCUUCGUCAAUCCGGACUUCAACCCUGGUCGAUUCCAGGUUGCUGCCUAGAUAGCCGUGUGUUUGUUUUCCAACUGAAAAUGAGGCAAAAUGUUUACCACAGUUCAGUUCCCAUGGCAACAAGAUAGCUGCCUAAUGUUGUUCCUGUGGGAACUCAACAUGGCUACUGCCUAAAUCUAGACAAUUAUGUAUAAAUAUAAAGAAAUGUAUACUUAUUUUUUUCUGUCUCCAGAAGUUGCCUAGUUGCUGUUCCCAUGGUAACAAAAUGACUGCCUUUUAGGAAACUAACUUUUAGCAUUGCUGCCCUGUUUCUCUCAUCCUAACCUCAGCAUAGUGAUAUCAGUGUCAGUUGUAGUUAAAGUCUUGGAUUUUUGAAUAUUACAACAUAAUGAUAAGAAUAUUCUGUAAUUGUAAGUACGAUAGGGGCAGUUACAUGACAAAUCAACAGGUCCUCUUUCCUGUUGUGCUCAUUACUGCCAUACGCUUUUAUGUGAAAGUAAAUGCAGUAACUGCUACUUUGUUGAACUUGAGAGACAUUUCUGUUGAUGCACCUCUGAGGAUAACGUGUACUUAAAGGUGGCUGGGAUGAGCAUAAGGCUUAUCCGUGGUCAACACUCUUUGCACUUACAGGUAUAAAAAUAUAUAGUCUACAUUGUAUAAAUAAUGAGCAAAGCUCAAUUCGCUUUUCCAAAGCACGGUUCUAUGCUUCCACUAUUGGUGAGGCCUACUGUCACCCGAAUGGUGACGCGAUGUGUUAGGUGUGCACAGAUUUACGGGUGUUCCUUGUUGUUUAUUGUGGCAGUUUGCACAAGCAUUUAUUUGGAAUAAAAUAGAUGAAAGCAAAAUAUUCAGUGUUAUAAAGUAACAUCUUACUAUAAAUAAUACAUAUACUAUUAAUAUAAAUGUAUAAAGAAAAAUUUUUAGAUGUUUGUACUAAAUACAUAUGUAUGUAUGUAUGUAUGUAUGUAAACAUUUUUGAAGGAUACAUCGUACAUUUUUAAACCGGUAAAGUGAUACUAGACCAUAAAUUGUAAGAUAUUUGUUGUACAGUAUGACCUGAUAUUUAUCAAAUUCAUGCACACUUUCACUGAUAUUUCCUUCAUAAAUCAGAGGAAUGCACAAACGGUGAGACACAAAGAGGAGACAGAACACUUAUUGUGGCAGCAACCACAUGAAGGGAUUUGUAAUCCCUUACCUAGUCAUAAUCCAUCGUAACUGGUGGUACACUUGUACAAAGUUAUGGGAGUCGAAUUUCCUGCAGAAUACUAAUCAGGUUCCUGCUGUUGAGAGCAGGUGCUUUUGGCCUACAAUUCAUAAUAAACAAUACCAACCCAAGUCCAGUUCACUGCAGAAUGUCAGUAUGCUAGCGCCAGACAGAUAUUCUGCAGUGAGACAUUUUUAACUGUGAGUUAUGACCAAAAUUUGAAGAGAGCAUAUGUUUAUGACAAAUGCUGGGUAAAUUCUUGUUAGCUUUAAAAUGUAUUAUGCUAACUGCACUGUGCUUUCACUGUGCAAGAAUGAAUGUUUGUAAAUUUGUGCUGGUAUAAAGGAAAGGAAAGAAAUCAGUAGACACUAUACUGAAUGGAUUAAUAAGUUGUAAUAAAUUGGUUCAUAAUGUCAGCUGAGCCAAUGGUCUGAUUUCCACACUUUACUUCCAAAAUAAAGCCCAGCUGCCAAAUAUGCUCCCAUGGCAAGAAAUUUUUGUGAUGGGUGUUAGUGGCUACAGUUCUUUUGUGUCAUACAGAAUUGAAACUGGAAAAAGACAUGGAAGAGUCAGUCAGCCAAGAGCUAUUCUAAUUUUUAAACCAUAGCUGUUAGUCCUCGGUGUUGUAGAGUAGCUCAACAAUUGCUCUCAUCAUUCACUGCUCAGAGCCAUUCUUCCCAUAGUGUCAUGUGUUGAGUACCCAACUCUACACAUCUACUAGCUGUUGGUGUUGUUGUGCAAUUGUUGUCAAUGUUGACUGCAUUGUGUUGACAGCUGCUUUCCCACCAGGGAAUACUUGCAAACAGGGGCUAGCAGUUCACCCAAAAGUACAGCUGAGGCUAAGUCAUUUGACCAGCUGCUCCCCUGCAUUUGCAACAACCUCCAACUAUCUGUUGUUCCAGGUGGGCUGGCAGCUUCUUUCCCCGCUCGCUUUCUAACUAGUCCUUUGCUGUGCAGUCACAAAAAACUUAAAAGCUGUGUAAAAACUGACUUUUGUAGGGAAGAAACAUUUUAUAGUUGAAGCAAACAGUACAAUAAUUAUGAUAUUUAUUUAUUUUUACAAAAAAUAAUUUUAGUUUAGAGUUACUUAAAAGUGCAUUUAGUGUGUUUGGAUUGUAGAUAAAAAAUAAUGGCACUUGUUCUGUUAUGUCAUGGAAAUUGUUCUUUCGCUUGCUCGUAAAGCUAUGUCCGUUUCUUGUUGCUGGCCAUUUGGGCAUAGCCUCGGGCAUAGGAAGAGACUGCUUAUGCACCGUAGCAUUUAGUCCACCACUUUUAGCUCUUUGCUGUUGUUCUCAAACAGUAGUGAUAGUAGUAUAUUACGUGCAAGCCAAAUUUUUAAACUGUCCCAGUUUUUUAAAGUAACGCUUAUCUGUUGUUUUUAAGGAAAAUGUAAGAGUUAUAAAAAAUGAUAUAUUGUGUGUUCUGAAACUCCAUUUUAAAAUGUUACUUUACUAUCUUGGGACUUUCAUUUCUAUUAAUGUUGUACUUAAAAAAUGUCAAAUCCUCUUGACAUAAACCUAAUGACAUUGAAGUGCAAUAUUUAAAGAUGUAAUAUCUGCUAAGCCAAAGUCCUGGUCUGCAACACUUUUCAUUGUACUUUUUUAUUACACUAUAAGAAUUUGUUUAUGAUAGUUAAGUUUUCCACAGUAUUGAGCCAAAGAUGAAGUUGAAGGUGUCUGUCAGUAACAAUAGGCAUGGGUCAAAUAGCUGCUCGACUUGCAGGCUGGUUACCCAGGGUGACUGUUCACUCUGGGCAAACAUCGAGCAGCUGUGUGUCCCAAACCCUAUUUCUCGCCAUGCUUCACUCGUCUGUGACAGUGUCAUUAACUUUGUAGAAUGAUAUUUUAUCUUAUAUAUUUAUUUUAUGUUUUAGAUGUUUUUAUAUUGCCAUUGUCAUUGAGGACAUUGCUUUGUUUGUAAUGUUCAUUUUAUUUUUACCACAUGCAUUUUUUAUGUUUAUUUAUUUACAUUUUCAUCGCUGCUUGAGUACUGUAGAAUUACAGACUGUGCCAAAAUAUUAGGAAUCAAAUUAUUGAAUCUCAUCUUCUAAUAGGGAUCUAGCAAUUGCAAUGUCCUCAGUAUUAUUAUGUACUGAUCUGUUUGUAUCCCAAAGUUGUGUCUUUCCUUUCAAUUUAUUGUUUCGCUGAUUGCGCAAUAAAUUAAUUUCAGUAAUUAUGAACAUAUUGUCUGAUGAAUGAAAGUUAAUUAGUUAUUUUGAUAACAA